AUGUCCGCCUUCACAGCCGAGCACAAGAGUCAUAGCUUCGAGGGCAGUCUGAUGCCCUGGGCGGAACCUUCAUGGCACACAAGACCCUCACCAUACUACAACGACUCCCACCGCCAUCUCCGGGAUGUGAUCCGCAAAUGGGUCGUCGACAACGUCGACACCGAGACCUGGGAGGCCGCCGGCGAAGUCCCCCGCUCCAUCUACCACAAAUGCGCCGCCGACGGGCUUCUCGUGCCCAUUAGUUUUGGCCGCAAGAUUCCGGCUGAGUACGCCAAUUACCCGAUUAUUGGCGGGAUUAAGGCGGAAGACUGGGAUGGGUUUCAUGAUUUUGUGCUUUGGGAUGAGCUGUAUCGCGGUGGAGCGAUUAGUUCGAUCUUUGUUGGGUUGACUGUUGGGGCGCCGCCUCUGAGAGAGUAUGCGAGUCCGGAGUUGAAGGCGGAGAUUUUGCCACAGAUUUUGAAUGGAGAGAAGAGAAUUUGUCUUGCUAUUACAGAGCCGUCGGCCGGUAGCGAUGUACGGAAUAUUACGACAACCGCGGAGAAGGACGGCGAUGUCUACGUGGUCAAUGGCGAGAAGAAGUGGAUUACGAACGGCAUCUUUAGCGACUACUUCAUGACGGCGGUCCGCACUGGCGGCUCAGGAGCAGGCGGCAUCUCAAUGCUCCUAAUCAAUCGCCAUCUGCCCGGCAUCAAAUGCCGCAAAAUCGAAAUCGGCGCAGGCAAGCUCAGCGCCACAACCUACAUCACCUUCGAAGACGUCCGCGUACCCGCGAAGUACCUCAUCGGCCAGGAGAACGCCGGCUUCCGCCUCAUCAUGAGCAAUUUUAACCAUGAACGCCUCUGGAUCGUCUUCCAAGCGCUCCGCGGCGCUAGGACGUGCCUGGAAGAUGCGAUGAAAUGGGCACAGAAGCGAGAGGUGUUCGGGACGGUGUUGAUUGAACAGCCGGUGGUGAGGCAUAAGUUCGGUCUCUGUGCGAAAAAAGUCGAGGGACUGCAGGCCUGGACGGAGCAGGUGGUUUAUGAGCUUGAUCAGUUGAGUGAGGCAGAGGGGAAUCGGUUGCUAGGCGGUGUGACUGCUUUGCUGAAGGUCGAGGCUGGGAUGGUGGGGAAGUUUGUUGCAGACGAAUGUGUGAAGAUCAUGGGAGGGCUUGGCUUAACGAAGACCGGCCAAGGCUCAAGAAUCGAGGCCAUCUCGAGAGGUGUCAUUGGGUUGAUCGUGCCGGGCGGCUCAGAAGAUGUGAUGAUCGAUCUAGGUGUUCGAGAGGCGCUGAAGUUGAGUCGGGCACAGCAGAAGGCGGCGGCGAAGCUAUGA
Messenger RNA from Saxophila tyrrhenica, 1311 nucleotides. RefSeq lists its product as uncharacterized. Gene Ontology annotation, cellular component: cytoplasm. The coding region runs from base 1 to 1311 and encodes 436 amino acids. Lineage: Eukaryota; Fungi; Ascomycota; Dothideomycetes; Mycosphaerellales; Extremaceae. Gene Ontology annotation, biological process: fatty acid beta-oxidation using acyl-CoA dehydrogenase. Gene Ontology annotation, molecular function: flavin adenine dinucleotide binding; acyl-CoA dehydrogenase activity. The transcript is spliced from 7 exons. The record is from RefSeq and is a predicted model, not a curated record.